AUGGAUAUCAAAACAUGGCUCCAAGAUCUUCGAGAAGAAUUGUCAUGUCCUGUGUGUACUAACAUCUACACGAACCCAAAACAGCUCCAAUGUUUACACAGUUUCUGCCUCCAAUGCUUGCAGCAAUGGCGCAGAACAAGUCAUGGCCGAGACACAAUCAGAUGUCCGAAAUGUCAAGCUCUAAACAAAGUUCCGGAAAGUGGCGAUCUGAAAGAUCUACCAACCAGUUUUUACUUGAACGGCCUGAUUGAUGUAUUAGCCGUUAAAGAAUGUAAAAACAGUCAAGUAUCGUGCGGAAAUUGCGACAAGAAAAGCUACGAGACAUUUUAUUGUUUCCAGUGUUGCAUAUUUUAUUGCCAAGAAUGCGUCAUUGGACACAACAUCAUGCGAAGUAACAAAGAUCACCGUGUUCUUGCGCUCAGAGAUUUUCAAGAAAAGGACUUUAAGGAUGUAAUGAAACGACCCACAUACUGCUCGAAACAGCGCCACGAGAAAGAAGAACUGAAAUACUUCUGCAAGAAUUGUACUGAGGCGGCUUGCCAAAGUUGUGUAUUGAUAGAUCAUGCGGGUCACGCUAUAGCGCACUUAGACGAAGAAGCUGAAAAACAAAAGAUUCAAAUGAAAUCACUGAUAGAAACAAAGAAGAGUGAUUUACGAGAAAAAAUAAAUAUUGUGGGACAACUCGACCAGGAUUACGCAAAAAUAAUACAAAGAGGAGAAGACUUGAAGCGAGAAGUACAGGAACUUGUGGAAAAUUUGUUUACAACUGUUGAAGCAAAAAAACAAGCCAUUUAUGAAGCAGUGGAGAGAGAAACGAGGAAAUCGCUCGAAAUUAUUGCAGGGCAAAAAACGCAGAUCGAACGUCAAAUUAUGGUAAUCGAAUCAUCGUUGGAGAAAGCUGAUAAACUGAUGAUACGAAGUACGAACGUCCAAGUCGUUCAACUGAUGAAAUCAUUAGGGACAAUAUUUCAACGCGUUGAUCAAGACCAACUCUUGAUCUUCAACCUUAUAAAGCCUCCUUUUUCAGCUUUUGUGGAGAAUCAAAAGCUGUUCAACACUGUUGAAGCCGAAGGAAUUGGAUCUUUGCGAGUAUUACACCAAACAAAAGCAAGCCAGUCAGUUGCUGAAGGUAAAGGACUUGAAGAAGGAUUUGUUAACCAUAAAGCGCAGUUUACUUUGACUACAAGAGACGCCGAACGAAGACAGUGUUACAAUGAACAUGACCACGUAACGGUGGAGAUCACGGACGAACAUGGACGAGAAUGCAUGACGGAAGUGCAAAUAAAUGACAGUAAAGAUGGACUCUAUCAGAUCAGCUAUUCUCCCAGAGAUUUAGGAAGGUUUAAAGUAACUGUAAAGGUAAACGGACAUCAUGUUCAAAACAGCCCUUUUACUGUAGUAGUAAAACAAUUUCAAUUCAAAGCCGUGUUGUCUUUCGGAAAAGAGGGUUCUUCUGUAGGAAUGUUUCGUUGUCCUUGGGGCGUAGCAGUAAAUGCCAGGGAUGAAAUAGCUGUAACUGAUUUGGACAACCACAGAGUUCAAAUUUUCAACAAGAAUGGAGAUUACUUGAAAUCAUUUGGUAGGGAGGGUGACAAAGCCGGAGAGUUUAAAUAUCCGAGGGGAAUAGCAUUUCAUGAAAAUGGAAAUAUUUUUGUGUCAGACCCGGGUAACAACAGAAUCCAGAUUUUCAGUGGGGAGGGUCAGUAUGUGGGCACUUUUGGUAAGAAAGGAAACCUUGAUAGUCGGCUAAAUUCUCCUUGGGGUUUAUCGGUAGACAGUGAUGGAAACAUUAUUGUUGCUGAUACAGGUAACAAAAUGAUAAAGGUCUUUUCUUCUGAUGGCAUGUUUCUAAUGAAGAUAGGUGGACAGGGGGCUUUUACUUGUCCUAUCCACUGUGUCCAGUACGAAACAUAUCUCAUAGUGUCGGACAGAAAUGAACAUUGUAUUAAAGUUUAUGACAGGAAUGGAAACUUUCAGUACAAGUUUGGAAAGAGGGGUGGUGGGUACGGGGAGUUUUAUAAUUCCGGAUGUUUGUCAGUGAACAAAUCAGGAGACCUGAUGGUUUGUGACUCAUAUAAUAAUAGAGUACAAGUAUUUGAACUGAAUGGAAGGUUUUUCAGUAAGUUUGGAACUGAAGGUGGCAAUUUAGGAGAAUUCUAUGGUCCAAGGUCUCUGGCGGAUCUUUCUACAGGGCGAAUUGUUGUCGCUGAUACGGGCAAUAAUCGUAUUCAGAUAUUUUAG
This is a messenger RNA of Pocillopora verrucosa, 2241 nucleotides long. Its product is annotated as E3 ubiquitin-protein ligase TRIM71-like. The record is from RefSeq and is a predicted model, not a curated record. Lineage: Eukaryota; Metazoa; Cnidaria; Anthozoa; Scleractinia; Pocilloporidae. Gene Ontology annotation, molecular function: protein binding; zinc ion binding.